This is a messenger RNA of Penicillium antarcticum, 2181 nucleotides long. RefSeq lists its product as uncharacterized. The transcript has 2 exons. The record is from RefSeq and is a predicted model, not a curated record. NCBI's taxonomy places the organism in Eukaryota, Fungi, Ascomycota, Eurotiomycetes, Eurotiales, Aspergillaceae. Gene Ontology annotation, molecular function: DNA-binding transcription factor activity, RNA polymerase II-specific; zinc ion binding; DNA binding. Gene Ontology annotation, biological process: regulation of DNA-templated transcription; DNA-templated transcription. The coding region runs from base 1 to 2181 and encodes 726 amino acids.
AUGGACUCAACUGUACAGCACUUGCCGCCCGAUAUUCACCUAUCCCCAAAAGCAGGUAAAAGCAUCGUGCCAAGAUCAAACCCCCCGAGGCCCCAUCCGCAUAUCCGCAGUUGUGCCUUUUGUCGAUCGCGUAAAGUGAAAUGCGAUCGGCAGAAGCCAUGCGCGAACUGCCUGCGCUCUGGAUCACAAUGUGUAUAUCCCGCAGGACCUGGAAGGGCCCCAAAGCGACCACGGCAGGAUCUUGAUAAGCGUGUGCUCGACCGUUUGGCGCACCUCGAGGUGCUUGUCAAACGUCUAGACACUGAGGAGGCUGGCCGGUUGCCCAUUUCUCCAUCAGAGGAGCCCGCUCCCAGCACAGUACCCGAACCUGAGGGCGGACCGAUGCAGGUAGAGCAGCAGUUUGGUCGGCUCGUCAUUGACGAGACGCGGAGUUGCUAUGUGAGCAAUAGACUGUGGGCAAGCUUAGGUGACGAAAUUGAAGAGCUGCGCGAUUUGCUUUAUGAGCCGGUAUCGGAAGAUGAAGACUGCGAUGCUGCCAUGGAUCCCUCUGUGGCGGAUACAACCUCAUCGCUGGGCUGCAAUGCUGCAAUAAUGGGAUUCCAGGCGCUAGCACGAUCUUUAUGCCCAUAUUACCCACCAUUGUCUCAGUCAGUGGCCUUGUUUGAGAUAUUCAAGCAUAAUGUCGUACCACUCGUACACAUUUUUCACACUCCGACAUUGAACAGUUCGUACUGGGACGCUGUUGCGUCUCCAGAAUCCUUGGAUCGGAAUACCGAGGCAUUCCUGUUCGCGAUAUAUUACUCUGCUGUUAUCAGCAUGGAAUCCCAGCAAUGUGAGGAUUUAUUGGGUUUGUCACGAGCGACAGCAGUCAAACAUUAUCAAUUUGCAGUGCAACAAGCCAUGGCCCGAGCGGACCUUCUCAACACCCAAAGUAUGGUUUUGCUACAAGCAGUAGUUGUGUUUUUAUCGGCUCUUCGAAAUGAGGAUGCCUCGCGUACCGCCUGGUCAAUGACUGCGUUGAUAUUCCAUAUCGCCCAAGCCAUGGGUCUGCACAGAGAUGGGGACGCAUUUGGCCUCCAGCCACUGGAGGUCGAAAUACGGCGUCGUCUUUGGUGGCAUAUCUGUUUGCUGGAUAUCCGGUCCUCUGAAUAUCAUGGGUGUCAGCCCAUCGUGCACGAGUCCAUGUUCGAUACUCGGAUGCCGCUGAACAUCAAUGACAGUGACCUUACGGCUGACAUGACCGUGCCACCUAAUGAACGCGAAGGAGCCACUGAAAUGACGUUCUGCCUCAUUCGCUGCGAGGUUAUGCGUGUUGUGUGGAAAACGGGUUACGUGCCACCCAGCAUGCGACGACCCAGUCAACCAUUUGAAGCGUUAUCACUCCCAGAUCGCAUCGCCUUGGUCAAAGACCUUCAGCAGCGGUUAGAAGAGCGUUAUCUCAAGCACUGCGAUACCGCUACCCCAUUUUUUCAAGUCUGUGUGACUAUCGCACGCUUGAUCAUCGCUCGUACCUGGCUAGUUGUGUACUAUCCUCUUAGUCAGAACAAUGAUGGCGCAAACCUACCCAGUACUAUUCGAGAAAGGCUAUUUCUUACCUCCAUCAAAGUCCUCGAGCUAUCUAACUUUCUCCUUACUGAUCCAGACCUCACAAAAUGGACAUGGCACUCCAAGGCGCACGUCCAGUGGCACGCAGUUGCAUUCGUUUUGUUCGAGAUCUGUUGUCGCCCACCGUCACAGGAAUGUGAUCGUGGCUGGGAGUAUGCGCAAACAGUCUACAGUCGAUGGAAGAUGAAAGAGAACAAGGGUAAUCUCUGGCGGCCCAUCAAGCGUCUAAUGGCCAAGGCACAAUAUGUACGCGAAAUGCAAAAGCAAAAAAGGUCAUCUCCAAGAAUGCAUUGGCGAGUGGCUGGAAUGACCACGGCGCGACCUGGUACCGUUUCAACGGAACCCUCUACCGAUAUUCGUUUCUUCGAAACCUCUGCAGUCGAGUUUGGGGCUAUCAAUAGCACCCCACCGGGUUUACCGGAUCAGUCAGGUGUUCUUCCCACUGAAUCCUUGGACCCGUUCUUUGGAACUUUCGCCAAUACAGAGCUUCCCGACCUAUAUUCGGCCGAUUUCAACUUUGUCAUGCCAACCUGGGUCGAAUCGCCUGAUAAUAUCAACCUUGGAAGCUAUGCGUAG